AUGCUAGGCUUUCGCCCACUCCAGGUGGGGAAGCGGAAGCAACACUCCUACAAUGAAGUCCCAUCCCACGACGUCGAAGACCUCGACUACGAGAAAUACAUGAGUAGCGACGAUGAAAGCUACAACUCUUCCGCCACAUCGUCUCCGCCCUCGUCUCGGUCGUCGUCGGCUGCACAUGCCCCGCCGAAGCGAAUACCGCGUGCUCUAUCAAGGCCGUCCGUGAGCGCCUAUAGCUACAAGAACCCGCGAAUGUUCACAAGAUACUUUGGGCUGGCAAUAGCAUCGACACUACUUCUGUUCGUGUUUUUCUUGCUGAACCGGAGCUGGGCGUCAAUGCGAAGUGCUGAGCUGGGAUUGCACAACGAACCCCCUCCGAGACCAGUAUGGGAGAGCUUUCCUUUCUUGAAGAGAUAUCAUGGCGGAAUACGGACACUGGUCAGCAGAGGGAAGAACACUCCUGAGUACCCGAAGAAGGAAGACAUAGACCCGGACAUGCCACCGCAGGAAGUCAAGGAAGUCGCACCCAAAAACAAACGCAUGGAGGGCGGGAACUUACCCGAGUCUGUGCCUUUUAACCCAUAUCCUGACUACCAGAGCCAGAAGUACAUCGACGAGUAUGGGCCGGUAGAAACGUGCUAUCUGGAUGCAGAGGGAAAAACGCAAUUGCCAUCAAUGAGGGUAUACAACGGGGUGACGGAGGGUACCCCGGAGAACGUCAUUGGUUCAUACGACUUGCUUGGUCUACGAAAAGACAUGUGCUUCGAGCGCUUCGGACGUCUAGGUCCGUACGGUCUUGGCUACUCGAAGAAGCAAGGUGGCACUGGUGCCGCUAUGGAAGGAGAUCGCGAAGGUAGUGAGAAGGUUUGGGAGCAGACCUCUGAGGUCGACUUCCGCAAGGUUAAUUGGGGCGAGGCGCUCGAUCGCUGCUUAGAGAAGAAUAAGAAGCGUUUCAAGCCCAGUCCUGGUAAUGGUCAAAACAAGUUCCAGACCAUUAGCACCAGAGACGCCGGAUUACAGAAGAGCAAUAGCACAAUCGUUGAGCAAGCGAAAAAGAAGCACAAGAAACUUCUCCCUCGUACCGCGGUUCUUAUCAGGACCUGGUCGGACUACGAGUACGAUGACGAGGAUAUUAUGUAUCUCCGAUCCCUCAUUUCCGAGCUCAGCAUCGGUUCCGGCGGCGAGUAUCAGGUGCAUUUCCUGAUCCACGUCAAGGAUGACAACAAGCAGAUCUGGGCUGUGGACGAAGUGUAUCAAGAGGUCCUUAACGCGUCUCUGCCUGCCGAAUUCGCCGGCAUGGGCACGCUUUGGUCCGAACGUCAAAUGGGUCUUAUCUACGGUGGCGUUCACGACUCCAUGUUCCGUGACCUGCCCGUCCAUGGUGCAUACCGCUCUACCUAUAUGCCGGUCACCUAUUUCGCUCAUCAACACCCCGAAUUUGAAUUCUUCUGGCACUGGGAAAUGGACGUUCGGUACACUGGUCAUUACUACCACUUGUUCAAGCAAAUCAGCGAAUGGACAGAUAAGCAGCCACGCAAAGGUCUUUGGGAACGUAACGCGCGCUUCUACGUUCCUGCUGUGCAUGAUUCUUGGGAAGACUUCUCACAGAUGGUUCGUGUCCAAACCGAGCAUGGAACAAACAGCAAAGCGAACGCUUGGUCCUCACACCUUCCUCCGAACCCUCAUGUACCCGAGCUUGAAAGUCAGAACAAGGAGAAGCCAGUCUGGGGUCCAGAACCACCCCUCGACUACCUCGACAUCGAGAUCGAUGAAGCUGUCAAACCACCGCGGACCUUGAUCGAAGACAAGUAUCAGUGGGGCGUAGGAGAACCUGCUGACCUGGUUGUCCUCAACCCGCUUUUUGACCCUGACGGAACGAACUGGCUCCUCGCUGAAGACUUCACGGGCUACAACACAACGCAACGUCCUCCACCCCGCCGUGUAGCGAUAAACACUUCUGGCCGCCUUUCACGUCGGUUGCUGGAGACUAUGCAUCGCGAGCAGUCCCUUCACCGACACACAAUGUUUUCGGAGAUGUGGCCCGCUUCCUGCGCGUUGCACCAUGGACUGAAGGCUGUCUACGCCCCGCAUCCCGUGUACAUCGACCGGAAAUGGCCGGUGCAAUACCUUGCCGCUAUAUUCAACAAUGGUCGCAACGGAGCGAGCGGUGGCUCGAGGCUGAGUGUAUUCAGCGACGACAGGCAGCAUAACUUCUUGGGAACGACAUGGUACUACCAUGCGGGACACGCACCCAAUUUGUGGAAGCGAUGGCUCGGCUACAAAGUCGAUAAUGACGGUGGAGAGCAGGAAGAAUUGGCCGGCGAGGGAAGGAUGUGCCUGCCUGCUAUGCUUUUGCAUCCCGUCAAGCAAGUCGACUUGAUACAGGAGCGGUUGGAGGAUCCUGAGGCGGUUACGACCUAA
Molecule: messenger RNA, 2418 nt
Organism: Didymosphaeria variabile
Lineage: Eukaryota; Fungi; Ascomycota; Dothideomycetes; Pleosporales; Didymosphaeriaceae
Exons: 1
Coding region: 1-2418 (805 amino acids)
Source: RefSeq, a predicted model, not a curated record